GUAACAUUCCUCGGAUUAUAGCUUUCCGUUGUGAAAGCGUGUUUAUGUUAGGUGGCUGGUGGAAGUCAUUGAUCUAAAUACAUUAUGGCGGGGAGACCGUUUUUGAGGUUACCGAUAUUUCAAGAGCCAACGUGUCUGAUAAGCACUUCGGAGGAUGGAAAACUGCAAGUUGAGCAGGGACCUUUGAAGCAGAUAGGACAGAUAGAUGCACCCUUGGUUGCGGUAGCGAUAGCGGGGCUGUACCGUACUGGAAAAUCUUACCUUUUGAACCGGUUAGCUGGUUCAAGCUCAGGAUUUCCUCUUGGAAAAACUAUCGAGUCUAAAACCAAAGGAAUUUGGGUGUGGUGCAGAGAACAUCCUAAGAAGCCAAACACUGUUCUUCUGCUGCUGGAUACAGAGGGUCUGGGGGAUGUUGAAAAGGGUGACAGUGGCCAUGAUAACAGGAUUUUCACUAUAGCAGCUUUGUUAAGCAACGUGCUUGUGUACAACAUGAUGUCAGCUUUCAAUCAAGACGCAGUAGAAAAACUAACUUUUAUAACAGAAAUGUCAAAGAAUAUCCGAUUCAGUAAUGCCAAGGAUGGUAUUAAUGAUGAAGAGUUGGGACUUAUCCUACCAAAGUUUGUCCUAUGUCUACGUGAUUUCAACCUAGUUCUUGUAAAAGAUGGAAAAACGAUUACAUCCGACGAAUACCUGGAAAACAGCCUGCAACUUAAAUGUGGAAAUGAUAGUUUUAUAAUGAAGUACAACAGGCCUAGGGAAUGCAUCAGAAAAUAUUUCCGUACACGCAAGUGCUUCGUAUUCGACAGACCUGGUGACAGAAAUACCAUGCAAAAUCUAGAAUCAGUGCCAUUUGAAAAAUUAUCCGGGUCCUUUAUUGAGGAAACUGAACUCUUUUUGAAGUAUAUGUACACCUGCGACCCCAAAGUUCUGAUCAGCAGUAAAGCGGUUAACGGGAGAAUGUUUGUGUCACUGGUUGAAAAUUACUUGAAUGCGAUACGAAAUGGGGCGGUUCCAGACGUCGAUGACGCGAUCACGGUUGUGGCAAAUAUCGAAAAUGAACGGAUGGCCUCCGAAGCAGUACAGCUAUUUAAGCAGAUGAUUGAAAAAAUACAACUCCCAAUUCUGCACACUAGCAACUUUGAGGAGCUUUACCGGCGCACACAAAAAGCCGCUCUUGAAAAAUUCAGAUCUGAGUCCAUGUUUAAUUCUGAGAGGUUUGAAAAGCAAGCAGUGUUGGAGAUGGAUGAACUGUGGGGAAAAAUAAAAACGGAAAAUCUUCAGUUAGUUCGAGAACACUGUGAACGCCUGAUGCAAGCAUUAUACUGUAAACAUGUAGGAGAGAAGAUGAGUAGGAAAGAAUACCAAGUGGCAGGUGGCUAUCCAUUGUACAAGAUAGAUAUAGAUGCUACAAAGAAGGACUACAUGGUUCAUGUGAAAGGCAUCGAUGAAUACGAGGCACAACAAGUUCUGAUAAGUUUCAUGGACAAAGAAGCCGAAACUGAAAGUAACAUCAUGUUGGAAGACAAGAAAAUGUCUGAAGAAGAUAGGAAGAGAGAGCUGGAGAGAAUACAUACAGAACAUAAGGAAGCUCAAGUGGAACAGCGAAAACUAUUUGAAAGUAAACUGGAAGAAGAGAAAGAGCGUGCUGAAGAACAUCAAAGAAAAAUGGAAGAGGAACGUAAAGCUUAUAUGAAGAAACAAGAAGGAAAGUUGGCAGAUAUUCAGCAUCAAUGGGAUCAACAAAGGGAAAUCAGUGAAACAGAGAUUAAAAUGAUGCGAGAAGAAAAUAAAGCCCAGAAGAAGGAAUUUCAGGAGAAAAUCAACAAAAUGGCUGAUGACCAUAAAAAGAAAGAGGAAGAAAACAGGAAAAGGUUUGAUCAAAUGUUGAUGGAAGAAAAUGCAAAGGCAGAGAAACGCAUUGAGGAUGUACGAGAUCAAUUUAAAAUUAUGUUUGACGCUGAAUCAAAGAAAAGUGCAGAAAUGGAGAAGAAUUUACAGCUGCAAAUGCAAAAACUAGAGAUGGAAAAGAAAAAUCAGAAAGAAAUAGAGGAAAGUUAUCAACGGAAAAUCGAAGCGUGUGAUUCGAAAAUUGAAACUUUGAUGAAGGACAAGGAAAAUAAAAUGAAUGAAGAAAUCGAGCGACUUAGAAAAGAACGUGACGAAUACAAAAAGGAAGCAGAAUCGUCCAGGUUUUCAUUAAAGGACAUUGUUGAAAUUGGUAUAGAAAUUUUGAAACCACCGAUUGUGGGAGACAUUAUUAAAACAUGUGGUAAAAAGUAAAUUAAUAUUUUACUAAAAGCCUCCUGUUGUUCACAAAAUAAAUGGACAACUUAGAUCUAUCAUUUUACUUUUUAAAAAUAUUUUGUGGAAUUUGAUCUUAAUGUGAGUAACAGACACUACAAAGUUACAUUUGCUAAUUUAAGUAGCAACAAAGAGGUUUAUCGCUUGACUGCAUAAAUCGUAAUGCUAAUAAGGUAAUGUCUUUCCAGAAGAAGAUUCUCUGUUGUCAAGUGAUUAGAUUAGGAUGGAAACGUGACAUGGAAUAGACAACCUUGACGGGGUAUAUUGGCUGUCAUAUAUCUUCUACACUUUGAUCUUUUAUAUGUAUGAUAAAAUGUGUUACAAAAGAUAAGUACAUUAAAGCUCAGGUUUCAGGUUGAAAAAAAAGUAUGAAUUGUU
Messenger RNA from Mercenaria mercenaria, 2679 nucleotides. Its product is annotated as guanylate-binding protein 1-like. Gene Ontology annotation, molecular function: GTP binding; GTPase activity. Bases 85 to 2280 code for a protein of 731 amino acids. The transcript is spliced from 9 exons. NCBI's taxonomy places the organism in Eukaryota, Metazoa, Mollusca, Bivalvia, Venerida, Veneridae. The record is from RefSeq and is a predicted model, not a curated record.